Cryptosporidium muris RN66 is the source of this 882-nucleotide messenger RNA. RefSeq names its product protein kinase domain-containing protein. The record is from RefSeq and is a predicted model, not a curated record. Gene Ontology annotation, biological process: protein phosphorylation. The transcript has 4 exons. Bases 1 to 882 code for a protein of 293 amino acids. NCBI's taxonomy places the organism in Eukaryota, Apicomplexa, Conoidasida, Eucoccidiorida, Cryptosporidiidae. Gene Ontology annotation, molecular function: protein kinase activity; ATP binding.
AUGAAAAUUCCAUCAAAGAAUAUUGUCGAUAUUAAACUAAUAAGAAAUAUUUAUACACACGAGAAAACAAAAGUUUACUGUGCAAGUGGGAAACAUAAAGAUAGUCAAGAAAAUAUUAAAAUUGCACUCAAAAUGUAUAGGAAAGAUAUGAUCAUUAAUCCUAGAAAUGUGUGGAAUGAACGUAAAGUACUGGAGCGUAUUUAUCAUCACUGUGUAGUAUUAAAGAAUUCGGCACCUCAAUUAAUUUACCUCUAUGAUACAUUUAUAAUGCAAGAUGAUCAAGGAAAUUCCAACAUUUGUUUUGUAUUGGAUUAUGCAUUAGGAGAUCCUUUACAUAUUUAUAUUAAAAAUAAAGAAAUUGACAUUCUUUAUAUCAAAAGUAUAAUCAAACAGUUAGUGGAAGCAAUAGGAAUUCUUCAUAGUAUAGGGAUUAUACAUAGGGACAUUAAAUGCAAUAAUAUUAUAUUUAACGAAGAUACAGGACAAAUUAAAGUUAUUGAUAUGAGUUUAUCAUGUUUUAUUGAGAAAGAUGAACGGUUAACACAAUUUUGUGGAUCAUUUCAUACAAUGCCUCCAGAAAUUAUAUGUGUAGAUAAACCAAAUUAUUCGCUUCCUUUUGACUGGUGGUCUGUAGGAAUACUGACGUAUGAAUUAUUGUUUGGGCAACAGCAGUUAAAUAGGAUAAAUAAUUCUCCUGAUUCAAUAAUUUUUCCAUGGGAAUUAAAAUAUUCAAAUGAAACUGAUAUAAACAAAGACUUAAUACUUGCAGAAAAUUUUAUAAAGAGUCUUUUAGUUUCUGAUGAAAGCAAGCGUUUAGGUAGUGUGAACGGUUUCAAAGAAGUUUAUUCUCACCCUUGGAUUUCUACAUUUACUUUGAAAUAG